AUGCGCACCCUUAUCCUAGUUGCUCUUGUUGCCAUCGUUGCUGUGGCCUCUGCCCAGGGACCGGGAGGUCCUGGCGGUUGGGGCGGCGGCUGGGGUGGUCCCCGUGGCGGUCGCGGUGGCCGCGGCGGUUUCGGUGGUCCUGGACAAGGUGGCCCCGGCGGUUUCGGUGGUCCGGGUCAAGGUGGCCCUGGCGGUUUCGGUGGCCCCGGCGGUUUCGGUGGUCCAGGCGGUUUCGGUGGUCCAGGCGGUCCUCCUCGUGGUCCUGGUGGUCCUGGAGGCUUUGGCGGACCAGGCGGUGGUCCAGGAGGUCCAGGAGGCCCUGGGGGUCCAGGCGGUCCAGGAGGUCCGGGCGGUCCAGGAGGUCCAGGCGGUCCAGGUGGCCCAGGACCAUGGGGACCACCAGGCAACAGCACUACCAGCACCACCACCGAGGCAUCCACUUCCUCCUCAUCCAGCUCCAGCUCCAGCUCCAGCUCAAGCUCCACUUCCACAACUACAACCGAAGCCUCCACUUCCAGCUCCACAGAGUCUGGUGCUUAG
Drosophila bipectinata is the source of this 540-nucleotide messenger RNA. It is a transcript of the gene lcs, whose product is annotated as la costa. The record is from RefSeq and is a predicted model, not a curated record. NCBI's taxonomy places the organism in Eukaryota, Metazoa, Arthropoda, Insecta, Diptera, Drosophilidae.